Polychytrium aggregatum is the source of this 1264-nucleotide messenger RNA. RefSeq lists its product as uncharacterized. The transcript has 8 exons. The coding region runs from base 83 to 1039 and encodes 318 amino acids. Gene Ontology annotation, biological process: protein insertion into ER membrane. Gene Ontology annotation, molecular function: protein binding. The record is from RefSeq and is a predicted model, not a curated record. Lineage: Eukaryota; Fungi; Chytridiomycota; Chytridiomycetes; Polychytriales. Gene Ontology annotation, cellular component: cytosol.
GGCCGCCUCCUCCGCCGCCUGGCUGGUUCUUUCUCCAGCACACACCUGAUCGUUGCAACUCUCGGACCGGCUGAGCUGCAAAAUGGCCUCUGUGAACAGCGGCGUCGAGAAGACCCUCAGCAAGCUCCAGAAAUCAGUCGAAGAUGGCAAUUACUACGAGGCCCAUCAAAUGUACAAUUCAAUCUGCCAGAGGUACUUGAAGCAGAGAAAGGUCCAAGAAGCUGUCCGACUGGUUCAUUCUGGAGCACUCAACCUUCAGGCAGUGCGGGAGUUUGGCAGCGCCCUGGAUCUAUGCAACCGCCUCUUGGAGAUCUACGACGGCCAAGGCUUCGAGCUCAAUGACCAAAACCGAGCGCUCCUGGUGGAGUUAUUUGACGGCUUUCCAGUGGACGAGCCCAAGCUGAAAGAUUUUAUCAAGUCGUCUCUCAAAUGGUCGACCAAGGCCGGGGCUCCUGCAACAGGCGACCCAGUUCUUCACCAUGUAUUUGGAUUGCGCUUCUAUCGAGAACGCUACUAUUAUGACGCUGAACACCACUUCCUUCAAGGCCCUUUGGAAAGUGCAAAGGCAGCCGGAUACAUGGCUGCGGAAUGGUCUCAACUCGACACCCAUCUGGAUCCAGCAUAUCCCAUUGCACGAACGGCUCUGGCCUUAUUGGCAGUGAACAAACCCUCCUCAGCUUCGUCUGCUCUGGACUCUUAUCUCCAGAAACUUAACUCCGAGCCCCAGGGUGCCAAAGUAGAUGCCGACUCUGUGUCGAUUCAACUGCACCGCUCUCCCCUCAUCAACUUUAUCAAGUUUAUUCUUAUGGCCGUGGAGAGGUCUGUCAGCGCCUCGAGCGAGUUCCUUCGUAUCCGUGCAAAGUACCAGGACCUCCUGCAAGUGGAUCCCGCGUUCACUGUGUAUGUCGACAAAAUUGCGGCCAUUUACUUUGACUUGGGCCCAAAACGGCAAUCCAAUCCAUUUGAGGAGAUUAUGAGAUCACUCCUCGGAGGCGGCUCUCAGCCACAAACGUCCCGACGGAUCGGUGGGGGGAUAUAGGUGCCCCUCCUGGCCGAUCCAACCCAGCAACACACCAACGUGCCCGAGGAUUGGCCAAGACUGAACAAUAUGCAGCAAAGUCGCUGCAGCCGCAUUCAUUGCGCAAUUUCGGUGUACAGCUCGGCAACAACUUGAGCAAUAAAAAAGCCUCGUGGGCCCUGUCCAACCGGGAUGGCCAUAUUUCGAAGGAUGGCCUUCCUUCGCGCUCGACGGCGAAGCAGCGAG